Dioszegia hungarica is the source of this 1596-nucleotide messenger RNA. RefSeq names its product transmembrane amino acid transporter protein-domain-containing protein. The record is from RefSeq and is a predicted model, not a curated record. Gene Ontology annotation, molecular function: amino acid transmembrane transporter activity. Gene Ontology annotation, cellular component: vacuolar membrane. NCBI's taxonomy places the organism in Eukaryota, Fungi, Basidiomycota, Tremellomycetes, Tremellales, Bulleribasidiaceae. Bases 1 to 1596 code for a protein of 531 amino acids. Gene Ontology annotation, biological process: amino acid transmembrane transport. The transcript is spliced from 10 exons.
AUGUCUCGCCGCCUCUCAAGCUCCUCUCCGCGCGCAUCGACCUCCCCGGCCGCCACCAGUCCCGCCAAAUCCCGAGUCACCAUUGCCGCCGACGAGAUCACCCCCUUGCUUCGAAAGGCCUCUCGAUCGCUUUCGAACACAUUCUAUGGGGAUCCCCGACCACUCGCUCGGAAUGGGGAUGCGAAUGGGAGGAUAGGGGAAGAAGGGUCGGAUGAUGAGAUUGAUGGAGAGGGGGGAAGAGAGGUGGAGGUUUAUAUCCCGGGCAGGAGCACGUUCAUGCAGACUCUGCUCAAUUGCUUGGCGGAUAUAGUAGGCACAGGCCUCUUGGCUUGUCCAAUAGCCAUAGCGCACCUCGGCUGGGUCUUCGGGCCUCUUCUUCUGGUCCUCACUGGGCUAGUGUCUUUAUGGACUCUCAAGAUCAUGCUUCGGAUCAUAGAGAAGGAUCGUCGCCUGCGCAGUUUCACAGACGUGAUAGGGUACGGCCUGGGGCCGAUAGGGGAGAAGGUCGUGACUGCUUUGUUCUUCUCGGAGUUUGCGAUCUGGAUUAUCGCCCUGGUCGUGCUGUUCUCAGAUACCCUGGCUGUCGUCUGGCCCAUCUACUCAACGGACGAGUGGAAGAUUGUUGGACUCAUCGUCAUCAUACCCACCUCCUUCUUGCCUCUGCGUUAUCUUGCCUUUUCGUCCGGCCUCGGCGUGAUCUCCACCUACGUCCUGGUUGGCAUCUUGAUAUUCUCGGGUAUAGCUACUCCCACAUCUCCAGGCUCUCUGCGCGACCCCGCGCCAACAGAUCUCUGGCCAGCGCACGGCGCGGCGAAAGCGCUGGUAGCCAUCGGUCUCCUCGUUUCAGGGUUCGGCGGACACGGCCUCAUCCCCAAUCUCAUCCGGGACAUGCGCCACCCCAAACAAGCUGACCGGAUGUGCGAGACCGCCUAUGGAAUCGCGAUGGUCAUUUACAUUGCGGUGGCUGUUUGCGGGUAUCUCAUGUAUGGCCGGAAUGUGUCUGAUGAGAUCAGUAAAGAUCUCGCUCGGACACCAGGGUUCUCGCCUAUGCUCAACAAUGUGGCAGUGUGGAUGGUAGCUCUGAAUCCUCUGACCAAGAUCCCACUUGGACUCCGACCCUUCAGUGACAUCCUCUUCUCCUACCUCCACCUCCACCCCACAAUCCUCAUCCCCGAAUCCCAAAAAACACCGCACGUCACCCGUCCCUCCUCCCUCCUCUCCGUCCCAUCCGCCACCUCCUCCCUGACCGCCCUCCAAGCGCAAGCGCAGGCGCACACGGACGGCCUCGACCUCGCCGCCGAGCGCCAGCAUAACCGGCGCGAGCGCGCCAAGUACUUUUUGAGGCCUGUGAUCCGCUUAGUGCUUGCUGUUCUUGUGACUGUGGGGGCGCUGGUCAUGCCGAGCUUUGAGAGCUCGAUGGCGAUCCUCGGAGGGGGAUUUGGGGUGAUUAUGAUUAUUGUGUUGCCGGUUUGGGCGGCGGGCGAGGCGUUGGGUUGGAAGAGGUGGUAUGGGGCUGUAAUUGCCGCGAGCUUGGUUUUGGCAGCGGCGGGCACGGGGGCGGCUAUUUUCACGGCGAGGGAUACGCGGGAUCUAUGA